AUGUCUAAUGUUGAUGAGCCUUUAUACCCGAUUGCCGUGCUUAUAGACGAGCUGAAAAACGAUGAUAUUCAGCUUCGAUUGAACUCCAUUAAACGGCUUUCUAUCAUUGCUCGUGCUCUUGGAGAGGAGAGAACUAGAAAGGAGUUGAUUCCGUUUCUUAGCGAAAACAAUGACGAUGACGACGAGGUGCUUCUUGCAAUGGCGGAAGAGUUGGGGGUUUUUAUUCCUUAUGUUGGAGGGAUUGAGCAUGCGCAUGUUCUGCUUCCACCUCUUGAGAAUCUCUCGACCGUCGAGGAAACUUGUGUGAGGGAGAAAGCUGUAGAUUCACUUUGCAGAAUUGGUUCUCAGAUGAGGGAGAAUGACUUGGUUGAUCAUUUCAUUCCUCUGGCUAAGAGACUUUCAGCUGGUGAGUGGUUCACAGCCAGAGUAUCAGCAUGUGGUGUUUUCCAUAUUGCAUACCCAAGUGCCCCCGAUCCGCUAAAGACGGAGCUAAGAUCAUUAUACAGCCAGCUCUGUCAAGAUGACAUGCCAAUGGUGCGAAGAGCUGCAGCAACUAAUUUAGGGAAAUUUGCAGCUACAAUUGAAUCAGCUCAUUUGAAGACAGACGUUAUGUCCAUGUUUGACGAUCUUACUCAAGAUGAUCAAGAUUCGGUUAGAUUAUUGGCUGUUGAGAGUUGUGCUGCCCUUGGGAAACUGUUGGAGCCCCAGGACUGUGUCACACACAUUCUUCCUGUGAUCGUCAAUUUCUCGCAGGAUAAGUCCUGGCGUGUGCGUUAUAUGGUUGCUAAUCAGCUCUAUGAACUUUGUGAAGCUGUGGGACCAGAGCCUACUAGGGCGGAUCUGGUGCCUGCAUAUGUUCGUCUUCUUCGUGAUAAUGAAGCUGAAGUUCGGAUAGCAGCUGCUGGAAAAGUUACUAAGUUUUGUCGGAUUUUAAACCCGGAACUCGCUAUCCAGCACAUUCUUCCCUGUGUAAAGGAAUUAUCAUCGGAUUCUUCUCAGCAUGUCAGAUCUGCAUUGGCGUCAGUUAUAAUGGGAAUGGCUCCAGUCUUGGGUAAGGAUGCAACAAUUGAGCAUCUUCUUCCAAUCUUUCUUUCUCUAUUGAAAGACGAAUUUCCUGAUGUACGGUUAAACAUCAUCAGCAAACUUGACCAAGUGAACCAGGUUAUUGGGAUCGAUCUGCUAUCACAAUCUUUAUUGCCAGCCAUUGUAGAACUUGCUGAAGACAGGCACUGGAGAGUACGUCUUGCUAUAAUUGAGUACAUUCCUUUGUUGGCCAGUCAAUUAGGUGUAGGCUUCUUUGACGAUAAGCUUGGUGCUCUUUGCAUGCAAUGGUUACAAGACAAGGUUCACUCAAUCCGGGAAGCUGCUGCAAACAAUCUCAAGCGUCUUGCUGAAGAGUUUGGUCCUGAAUGGGCAAUGCAGCAUAUAGUUCCUCAGGUUCUAGAGAUGAGUAAUAAUCCACAUUAUCUAUAUCGGAUGACGAUUCUUCGUGCAGUUUCGCUUCUCGCUCCAGUAAUGGGAUCCGAGAUCACAUGCUCCAAACUCUUGCCUGUUGUAAUUAAUGCAUCUAAAGACAGAGUUCCAAACAUCAAAUUUAACGUCGCCAAAAUGAUGCAAUCUCUCAUUCCAAUAGUCGACCAAUCGGUUGUGGAGAAGACUAUACGGCCAUGCUUGGUUGAGCUAAGUGAAGACCCAGACGUUGAUGUUCGGUUUUUUGCAAAUGAAGCUCUCCAAUCUAUCGACAAUGUGAUGAUGUCUAGCUAA
This is a messenger RNA of Arabis nemorensis, 1764 nucleotides long. Lineage: Eukaryota; Viridiplantae; Streptophyta; Magnoliopsida; Brassicales; Brassicaceae. The record is from the annotation of a GenBank genome assembly.